AUGGAUAAGAAAUUAUUAUCAACACCUUCUGAAAAACUAGCAGCAGAUGCAGCUGAUGAAAUGACUUGUCAAAAUCAUAUGAAUACAUACACUACUUGUUUAUAAAAACAUUCACUUACAAAUAAUUAUAAGGAAUGUGUCAAAUAUAUGGAUUAAUUUCGAUUCUGUCUUUUAAUGGCUGCCAAAGUAUAAAUGGAAUCACAAAAAAAGCUAGAAUGA
Messenger RNA from Paramecium pentaurelia, 219 nucleotides. NCBI's taxonomy places the organism in Eukaryota, Ciliophora, Oligohymenophorea, Peniculida, Parameciidae. The record is from the annotation of a GenBank genome assembly.